CAUCGCGUUUCUUUGGUAAUUUAUCAACAGUCAUGUUACGCUGAAUAUAUAAGCUAGCGCAUUCAGCACCAUCCAACACUUACAAGUGAGGAACAGAACAGCCGACAUGGCCAACAUGUACGUGAUAUGCCUUGUGUUCGUUUUGAUUAUGGCAGUUGUUCAAUGCAUUACCCCAACAUGUACACCGUCUGCAUGUGAAAUUAGUAAAACAUGCAAAUGGACAUGCGAUAAAAACGGGCUUCAAAUAGCUGAUGCCAACAACACCGUAUGCACAGUUUCUAAAGCUGUUUGUGGAUCUUCAGGCGAAUGCAAGAGUGCGUGUGUUGCAGCCCCUGUUGCCGCUACUUGUACACCGGAUCCCUGUCCAGGAGGCAAACCAUGUAAAUGGACAUGCGAAAAAUCCGACCAUACGCCGAUAGUUGGUGCCUAUAUUACCGCAUGUACACGUGAGAGUGGACCAUGUGGAUCAGCAGCAGACAGUGGAACCUGCAAAGCUGCAUGUGUACCUCCAACUGGUCAAGCAGAGGUAACCACACCUGCAGGGAAACCAGACAAAAGUGGAUCCAUAAGGCUUGGAGUUUCUCCCCUGAUGCUGAUUUGUGUAAUCUUCACCAAACUAUUUCUGUAUCCGUGAUGGGAGCCUUGUCCAAUACAUGAUUGCCAUCCUGAAACCUGCAUCACCUGUGGAGCACAAUGACGGAUGACAUCUUUUAUUCAAGGACGUUUAAAUGUUUUGAAAAACACAUGAUCAGUGCAAAUUAUUUCAAUCAAAUAGAUCGGAUAUCGAAUGAACUAGCCUUAAUAUUAACCUUGGUUAUAAAAAGAACUUGAUAUUAAUUACGAUUAACCUAAACGGUUACCCAAGAAAUUCGCAUGCAUUGAAACACGUCGAUGUAUGUGUUGAGCUGCAAUUUUAAAUGUAAUACAUACGUGUAUUCUUUAUUUAAGAUGUAUUUGUGAUAUAUUUAUAAAAAUAUCAUUCCUGUGGUAUUGCUGGAUGUUUGACUUCAUUUUAUAUUGAUUACCAAUAAAUAUUGUAAAGUAA
Messenger RNA from Mizuhopecten yessoensis (Yesso scallop), 1045 nucleotides. Its product is annotated as keratin-associated protein 10-11-like. Lineage: Eukaryota; Metazoa; Mollusca; Bivalvia; Pectinida; Pectinidae. The transcript is spliced from 10 exons. The coding region runs from base 107 to 634 and encodes 175 amino acids. The record is from RefSeq and is a predicted model, not a curated record.